Messenger RNA from Megalops cyprinoides (Indo-Pacific tarpon), 1138 nucleotides. RefSeq names its product desumoylating isopeptidase 1-like. Lineage: Eukaryota; Metazoa; Chordata; Actinopteri; Elopiformes; Megalopidae. Gene Ontology annotation, biological process: protein modification by small protein removal. Bases 295 to 804 code for a protein of 169 amino acids. The transcript has 6 exons. Gene Ontology annotation, molecular function: peptidase activity. The record is from RefSeq and is a predicted model, not a curated record.
CGCGUACAGUCGUGUCUGCCGCUGGUAAACUAGCUGAGCAGUUGGUGUCUGUUUUUUUAACAGCUUUACGACUGUCGAAUUAUUUUCAUUCAUUUUUACAGAAGAUAAGUCCUUAAAGACGUUUAGCAAGUUAAGUUGGUAGAUUAUUUUACGCCAGCGAAGCCAACAAACUGACUUUAGAUAGCUAGCUGACUUAGCGAAGUUGGCUAUCUUGUCUGGCUACUUUUAAAUACAAACAACGUUACUGCUACAGCCAAUACUGGUAGUAAUAAUACAAACAGAAACCAUUAGGCUAUGGAUCAACAUAACACAACGUAUGCUGUUAAACUUUACAUUUACGACCUGUCAAAAGGAAUGGCUCGCCAGCUCAGUCCCAUCAUGCUGGGGAAGCAACUUGACGGAAUAUGGCAUACCUCCAUUGUGGUCUAUGGAGAAGAGUUCUUCUUUGGGGGAGAGGGUAUUACAAGUUGCCCACCGGGCGGGACGAUGCUGGGUGCUCCCAACAAUGCUGUAGAGCUGGGAGACACGGAAGUGACAGAGGAGAUUUUCAUGGAGUACUUGUCCUCGCUAGGGGAGUCCACAUACAGAGCGGACAGGUACAGACUUUUUGAACACAACUGCAACACCUUCAGCAACGAGGUGGCCCAGUUCUUGACAGGAAGCAAAAUCCCGUCCUACAUCACAGACCUGCCCGCAGAGGUGCUCUCCACGCCUUUCGGUCAGGCGCUUCGCCCUUUUCUGGACUCCAUCAGCAUUGCACCCCCGGGGGGAAAUGUCGUCAACGGGCACUACGGCCAGAGAUAGAUUCCUGCACCCCCCUGAUUGGGCACACAGAGUAAUAUAUUCUACAUAGACAUUAUCCAAGAGACAUGCGAAGUCUGCAGCUCUGUCCCUCGUGAGCCUCUACAGGUCUCUGUCUAUCCCAGCAUGCCCUUCUUCUGCCGUCCUCCCAGACCACAGUGUUGCCAUGCUCCCAGCCCUGUUCCUGAAGAGUCCCCUGCCAUAGGGGCACUCCAAACAGCCAGCCUCAGCAACUGUCCCUUUAUGCCCUAUAAACCUGGUGAAUGUCGAGUUGAGCUUUCCUCAACCAAGAGCUCAGGAUAAACAGAAUAGAAACCCAUGGAGCAGUAGGGGUGAU